Kickxella alabastrina is the source of this 2646-nucleotide messenger RNA. RefSeq names its product aminopeptidase. Gene Ontology annotation, molecular function: peptide binding; metalloaminopeptidase activity; zinc ion binding. The transcript has 3 exons. Bases 1 to 2646 code for a protein of 881 amino acids. Gene Ontology annotation, cellular component: cytoplasm. NCBI's taxonomy places the organism in Eukaryota, Fungi, Kickxellomycota, Kickxellomycetes, Kickxellales, Kickxellaceae. The record is from RefSeq and is a predicted model, not a curated record. Gene Ontology annotation, biological process: peptide catabolic process; proteolysis.
AUGUGCACGUCCGCCAGCCACAACGCCAUUGAGGAGCGCGAGCUUCUCCCGACCAACGUCUCUCCCAUCCACUACGACCUCCAUCUCGCACCGGACCUCGACGCCCUCACGUACACCGGUGAGGUCCACAUCAAGGUCCGCAUCAACGAGGCCACAGACAACAUUGUUCUGCACUCCAACGAACUCGAGAUUAAGGAGGCAUCUCUGACGAGCACUGCGCUUCAGUCAGGUGCUUCAAUCAGCGCAUCCAGCAUCACCCUCAAGAAGGAUGACGAGACCGCGCACCUUGCAUUCGCUCAGGCUCUGCCCAACGGAAGCGAGGCCACGCUGAGCCUCAAGUUCAGCGGCAUCCUCAAUGACCUGAUGGUGGGAUUUUACCGCUCAAAGUACACUGACGCGCAGGGCAACACCAAGAACAUGGCGACCACCCAGUUCGAGCCCACUGACGCUCGGCGCGCGUUCCCGUGCUGGGACGAACCCAUGCAGAAGGCCACUUUCAACGUGACAUUGCGCGUGAAGGAGAACCUCACCGCGCUGUCCAACAUGGAUGUCGCAAAGAUCGCUGCUGUCGGCGACAGCCUGAAGGAUGUGUCGUUCAGCACCACGCCGAUCAUGUCGACCUACUUGCUGGCGUUCAUUGUCGGCGAACUCGAUUACAUUGAGGCCCAUACCAGCGGCAAGCACAACGGCCGCCCGAUUCCAUGCCGCGUCUACACUGCGCCUGGAAACAGUGAGAAGGGCCGCUUCGCGCUCAACGUGUCCGUGCAGGUUCUCGAGUACUUUGCCGAUGUGUUUGGCGCCGAGUACCCGCUGCCCAAGCUUGACCAGGUGGCCAUCAACGACUUUGAGGCCGGCGCGAUGGAGAACUGGGGCCUGAUCACUUACCGCGAGGUUGCGCUACUUGUCGACGAGGCCAGCACAAGCUCACGCGCCAAGCAGUACGUUGCUGAGGUUGUCAGCCACGAGCUCGCGCACCAGUGGUUCGGCAACUUGGUGACUAUGGAGUGGUGGAGCGAGCUGUGGCUCAACGAGGGCUUUGCCACCUGGGUCGGCACGCUUGCCGUCGGCCAUCUGUUCCCAGAGUAUGCCAUCUGGACGCAGUUCCUGACUGACAACCUACAGCGCGCUCUGUCACUUGACGCCCUACGUUCAUCGCACCCCAUCCAGGUUCCCGUCCGCCGCUCGGCUGACAUCAGCCAGAUCUUUGACGCUAUUUCGUAUUCAAAGGGCGCCAGCGCCAUCCAGAUGCUCAGCUCGUACAUCGGCCACGAUAGCUUCUUCAAGGGUAUCUGCGCGUACCUGCAGAAGCACAAGUAUGCCAACGCGUCCACUGAGGACCUCUGGAACGCACUGAGCGAGGCAUCGGGCGUCGACGUAUCCCAUUUCAUGGCCACAUGGACGCGCAAGAUCGGGUAUCCCAUUAUUACUGUCACUGAGCUGGAGAACGGAUCCCAGAUCAAGGUCCGCCAGAACAGGUACCUGUCAGCAGGCAAGGCCGCCGAAUCUGAGGACGAGACAGAGUGGUGGGUGCCCCUGGGCAUCGAAACGGCAGAGAGCAAGAUACAGCGCCCCAUCGACGUGCUGACCAGCCGCGAAGCUACGUUUGACAUCCCGGUGUCCACCUCCAAGUGGUACAAGCUCAACAAGGAUACUGUCGGAAUCUACCGCGUCAAGUACCCUGCCAGCGCGGUGGUCAACAUCGCUCAGGCCAUUGCCGAGGGCGAGCUUGGCACCAACGACCGCAUCGGCGUCAUUGCUGAUGCGGCAUCCCUGGCAGUCAGCGGGCACAGCAGCACGUCAGACUUUUUGACCCUGCUUCGCGCGUACGCCAGCGAGACCGAGCCUGUCGUGUGGCAGGAAAUCGCAACCCGCACGGACGCCCUGAAGUCAGUCUGGGUCAACGAGAGCGACGAGAUCAAGGAGAAGAUCCACGCACUGUCCCGCACUCUCUUCUCGCCGUUGGUCAAGAAGCUGGGCUGGGAGGCAGCCAGCGCUGACGAAGACAGCCUGGUCGGGCGGUUGCGCGCGCUGGCUAUUAGCGCAGCGGGCUUCAGCGGCGACGCCGAGGUAAUUGCCGAGGCCAACCGCCGAUUCCACGCGUUCUUUGAUGGCGACAAGAGUGCAUUCAACACGGAUAUGCUGCGCGCGGGCUUUGCAGUUGCCAUCUACCACGGCGGCCGCGCCGAGUUUGAGAAGGCGAAGAGCUACUUCCUGGACUCGGCCAACCCCGUCGACCAGCAGCUGGCAGCGCUCUCCAACCUCGGGUUCACCAAGGACCCGGCGCUGGUCAACGAGCUCCUCGAGUUUGCACUCAGCGACAGUGUGCGCAACCAGGACGUGCACCAAGCGAUCAAUGCGCUCAGCACUGGUGAGGCCAACCGCGAGCGGCUGUGGAAGUGGUACCAGGAAAACUACGAUCUUUUGGUCACACGCUACCGUGCAUCGAUGAGCUACAUGGGCGCGCUAGUGCGCAUCUCGACUGGUGGGUUCAUCGGCUACGACAAGGCCGACGAGAUCGAGAGGUUCCUCGCGACCAAGGACACGAGCAAAUUCCAACGCGUGGUCGACCAGUCGCUGGAGAAAAUCAGAUCCAACACGCAUGGUUCGAGAAGGACCGCGAGGAUGCUUUUUGCACAGAGUAAAUAA